ACAUUCCGUUACACGCGCCUCCCUUCCAUGGACCCGCACUCCGCUCCGCAACCCGAAUCAGACCCCGAUGACUCUCCCGCUCCCGGCUCCGCCGCCAUUCCGCCGCGGCGUCAACAUUCCGCCGCUGUGCCUGUUCCCAUCACCGGCAUUCGCCGCCGCACCUCCGGCGACCAAAUGCCAGUUGGGGGCUACAGGCCCCGGUAUUUGCCGCUCGUCGGCUCGCCAAUUUCGUCUUCGACUUCUUCGAGCCUCAUCGGCGACCGAGAGUUCUCCGAGGACUCUUCCGGCCCCCGCGACUUCCCCGUAGGGUUUGACUCUCCGCUCGAGCCGCCUCCGGCGACUUCGCCGGAGGUGAAUGUGAUAAACCUCUCUGGAGGCGCUGAGAAGAGGGAAGAGCCUACCAAAGGACUGUCUCAUCUGACAUCAAUUUUAAAGCCACUUGAAGCCAAAACUACGGAGACUGAGAGACGAGCCUUGCAGGAGGCAGAAAGAGCUGCAAAAGCUGCUUCUAAAGAGAAGAGGGAAGAGGCUACCAAAGAAGCACUGUCUGAUCUGCCAUCAAUUUCAAAGCCACUUGAAGCCGAAACUACAGAGACUGAGAGACGAGCCUUGCAGGAGGCAGAAACAGCUGCAAAAGCUGCUUCUAAAGAGAAGAGGGAAGAGGCUACCAAAGAAGCACUGUCUGAUCUGCCAUCAAUUUCAAAGCCACUUGAAGCCGAAACUACCGAGACUGAGAGACGAGCCUUGCAGGAGGCAGAAACAGCUGCAAAAGCUGCUUCUAAAGCUGAUGGAACCACAGCAGUUGCUGAAUCUGGGGGAGCAGCCUCCAGUAAAAGUACGAGGCAUUCUUCACAAAAGAAAGAUGGUCUUCUUUCUAUGUCGUUAGUAGCUACCAACAAGAAAUCAGGAGAUCGUCCUUUGGAGAAAAAGAAAAAACAUGCUCCUCUUCCACAAAUGCAAUUCGAUGAUGAAAACAGAGUGGAAAAGGCAAGAAGGCGUGCAGUAUUUGAUCAAACUGAAGCUAGACAUAGAGUUGAAUUAUUUCUCCAUUUGCCUCAAUAUGAACAUGGGACUCGGCUUGCUAAACUUGAAUCGAUGUUUUUCCAACUUGAUUCACUGCAUCCUGCUGUGUGGAAGGUUGGAUUGCGUUAUUUGUCAGGAGAUAUAUCAGGGAGUAAUGCCCGAUGCAUUGAAAUGCUCUUAGCAUUUCAGGAAGCCAUUAAAGACUACUCCACACCGCCUGCUAAAGUCCUUGUUAAGGAUUUAACUGCAAAAAUCAAUAGUUAUGUUUCAUUUUUUGCUGAAUGCAGACCUCUUUCUAUUAGCAUGGGAAAUGCUAUUAGGUUUGUAAAGAGUUGUAUUGCAAAUUUGCAUUCAAGUCGUACUGAAUCUGAAGCAAAAGAAACUCUUAGUUCACAUAUUAAUCAAUUCAUUAAUGAAAGAAUAAUUCUUGCUGAUAAGGUGAUUGUUGGACAUGCUGCUACAAAGGUUAGCGAUGGAGAUGUUCUUCUUACAUAUGGAUCAUCAUGUGUUGUUGAGAUGAUUCUUUUACAUGCCCAUGAAAUUGGGAAACAGUUUCGUGUAGUGGUGGUAGACUUGCGACCAAAGUUUGAAAGCCAGGCUUUACUUCGUAGGCUGGUGGCUAAGGGCCUGAGUUGUACAUAUACUCAUGUAAAUGCUGUUUCUUAUGUCAUGCAUGAGGUCACACGAAUUUUUCUGGGAGCUUCUUCCAUUAUGUUUAAUGGAACUGUAAAUUCAAGGGUGGGCACUGCGUGUGUUGCAAUGGUGGCUCAUGCAUAUGGUGUUCCGGUAUUGAUCUGUUGUGAAGCUUACAAGUUUCAUAAAAGGGUGCAGCUUGAUUCAAUAUGUUCAAAUGAACUAGGUGACCCAGGUGCUGUUGCCGUCGUUCCUGGAAGAAUGGAUAUCAAUUAUCUGGACAAUUGGACUAGUCAAGAAAACUUGCAGCUUCUGAAUUUGUAUUAUGAUGCUACUCCUUCAGAUUACGUAUCGGCCAUUGUGACUGAUCAUGGAAUUAUCCCUCCUACAAGUGUGCCCGUAAUUUUGCGCGUUGCAAAGAAAAGUCAGCAAGUGGCUUUAACUGCUCACAACCGAUUUUGAUAAAUGGAAUUUACUAUAUAGUUGAAGUUUAGUUCCCAGAGUGAAAAUUUUGUAGCUUUAUCCCUCAACAAUUAUAGAGAUGCAUAUUCUUUCUGUAGUUCCAUUUUGUUUUGUAUACUCACUAGGAUUCUGUAACGCUGUGUGGGAUAGGAGUGAAAAAUAGGAUGAAAGAUGUAUAGGAGAAAUAAUAGAAAUAUAAGUGAAUUUGAAUGGAAAUUUGUGGUGUUUGGAUCGAUGGAAUUGAGGAAAGUAUGGAAUAACUGUGUUUGGAUACAGCAUUUGAUAGUAAUGUAAAUUUUUUAGGAUACUUCAAUUGUUACUCAAUAAAAUGCUCUGUUUGGA
Messenger RNA from Cajanus cajan (pigeon pea), 2460 nucleotides. RefSeq lists its product as uncharacterized. Lineage: Eukaryota; Viridiplantae; Streptophyta; Magnoliopsida; Fabales; Fabaceae. The record is from RefSeq and is a predicted model, not a curated record.